AAGUUAAGAAGAAUUAACUUCUGUGGUAAUAUAACCUCAUACGGUAAUGUUGUGUCCUCACAUGUUAAUGGUUAAUGUUUGCUUCAAAGUUGGAAGAAUUAACACAUUUAAAUUUUAAAAAGUGCUCUCUUUAGUGUUUUAGACAGAACGUAAUUUUUGGAUUUGCACAUUUGUUCAAGCUUAACAGCAUCUUAGCAAACUGUCUUGUAAAAUAAUGCCCACCUUAUUUUUUGGCUCAUUAAAAUUGCAAUUAUGUUUAUUGUGUUUUACUCUUUAAAACCCAUUGAAUCAGUUCAGAAAAGUUGGAGCAAAAGGAGUCCAACGUUCCAACGUUAAAAAGACAAAUUCACACCAGAUGUGACUGUAAAGGUGAGAAAAGGUAAAUCUGCUGCUGGAUGUAAGAUAGCAAGUUGCUGUGAUUUAAGUUUUGACAACAGACAUUUCUAUAAACUAUUUCUGCUUUCCAUUUUUUUUUUUCUUUUUUUACCGAAACCAGAAAAAAUAGUUAUGAUGGGAGGUUGUUGAUUGGAUGAUGACAUUUGUCCAUCAUUUGACUUGAAACUAUAGUGGAUAAUCAUCAAAUCAGCGAUGUCCCACAGUACCUAGUUUAAACAUUUUUUUUUGCAUGAAACAAUGCAAUAAGGUAAUAUCAUCAAACAAAUUAAAACAAAAAAUGCAAUUUCAACAAAUGCAAUUUUUAAAAAGGUUAAUUAAACUAAAAAAAACUCUGUAACUAAUUACUUUUUUGUGUGAUGUUUAUGUUCUAUACACUAAGGUCUGUAUAUAUUUUUUAUUUUUCCCCCCUUGGCAUUCACACUUUAGUUGUACAUGUUGCUGUAUUUGUUGUUUAUAAAUAGAGUUAAAAAAAAGUCCCAUAGUACCUACCUUUUCCAGUAUCUCAUUAUAGUUUGUUUGUCUAAUCUUUUUUUUUUGUUUGUUUUCUAGAAAUUACUGGAAUUUCUGGAAUUCCGUUUUGUUUUCUAAAAUGUAACAAUGUUUUUUUUCUUUAAUAUUUGUUUUGCUUUUUAAAUUCUUGUUGUCUUCUUUUACAUUUUUUUGCUUUAAGUGUUUUGUUGAUGUGAUUUGCACUUUAGGGUCACUGUAGAAAACUUCAUCAAUAUUUAAAUACAAUAAGCAAAAACCCUUAUUUAACGGGAGACCAGCCCAAAAGAAAAUCAACAAACACUGAAACCAAUCAACUAAAUGCAUCUCAGGUCACAUUUGUUUUAUAGUUGAUUGAAAAACUUCAGUUUUCAAUGUGUGAUGAAAGUCUUUUUUUUUUACUAACCACAAGAAAAGAGUUUUGGGAAGGAACGAUUUUGAGUGUUAAAAUGUUAACAGUGAAGUGAAAAAGAAGCACUGCUGCAUGAACAAGUCGAUCCAUCUUCCUCCAGAGAGGGAGCUUUCUGCAGAGUGCAUGUACAGAUAGAGGCUGUCUAUCCCCGUGAUAUUCUGUCCAAUGCUGAACAAAAGAGAUUUAAAGUGUUCGUAUAGUCAGCACAUUACACCCCAUGGCUCAACGGCUUACUGUGUGCACCAAGAAUUAGAGGAGAAAAAAAACACUGAAGCAAAAGACAAAAAUAACAUAUUUGAAGAAUUUUGGUUUUGAAAUGGACAAAAAGAAUUUAAAAUCAGAAACUUAGAAGCCCAGACAGUGAGAGAUGCCCACAGCAAACUGUGCUUUGGUGUGUAAGUUGGCAGCAAGCAAACUUUCUGCUGAUCACAGUGACUGUCCUCUGUCAGCCACAAUGGUGGAGGGACAAUGCCGCGUUCAGCUGAGUCAGCACGACUCUCCAACAGACAGAGUGACCUUUGACCCAUCACCGGGCUCCAAACAGCUCACAGCCAAUAGGAUGGGAUAAUUUCACACCUAUGGACUCGAUGUGAAUGUAUAUAUAUAUGUCCACAGACGAGGCCUGCGUCCAGCUCUCUCUCCAAAGAUCCGCUCGUUUCAGCCUUCAGUUGUAACUAUCUCAUCAUGUCCCACUCAGGUGUUCAGGGUAGUAUUGGCAGCCACCCCGCCAUAGGGCUGCACAAUUAUAAGAUAUACCUCUAUGAAUACGAGAACUUUCAGGGCCGUCGGAUGGAUCUGUUUGGAGAAUGUCGUAACCUGUGUGAGAAAGGUUUCGAUAGGAUUGGCUCCAUCAGAGUAGAGUGUGGACCCUGGGUGGGCUACGAGCAGCAAAACAUGACAGGUGAGAUGUUCAUGCUGGAGAAGGGAGAGUAUCCACGCUGGGACACCUGGUCCAACAGCUACAGGUGUGACCGCAUGAUGUCACUCAGGCCUGUGCAGAUGGACCCCCAGGAUCACAAGAUUUGCUUGUUUGAGUGUGCGAACUUUGAUGGUCGCAAGAUGGAAGUGUGCGACGAGGAUAUUCCGAGCCUGUGGUCGUACGGGUUCCAGGAUCGAGUCGCCAGCAUUCAGGUCACCGGAGGAACCUGGGUGGGCUACCAGUAUCCCGGCUAUCGUGGCUACCAGUACAUAUUUGAAAUGGGCCCUUACAAGCACUGGAAUGACUGGGGAGCCCACCACCCCCAGAUCCAGUCCAUCCGCAGGGUCAGAGACAUGCAGACGCACCGCCGGGGGUGCUUUGAGCUGACCGUGUAG
This is a messenger RNA of Oryzias melastigma (Indian medaka), 2608 nucleotides long. It is a transcript of the gene crybb1l3, whose product is annotated as crystallin, beta B1, like 3. The record is from RefSeq and is a predicted model, not a curated record. The transcript has 6 exons. Gene Ontology annotation, molecular function: structural constituent of eye lens. The coding region runs from base 1979 to 2608 and encodes 209 amino acids. NCBI's taxonomy places the organism in Eukaryota, Metazoa, Chordata, Actinopteri, Beloniformes, Adrianichthyidae. Gene Ontology annotation, biological process: visual perception; lens development in camera-type eye.